UCCAAGGCCCCACCUCGGACACCAACAGAGGAAUCUGCAGAAGAUCCUUGGUGCUGACAAGGUUGGGGGAAAUUGAUCUUCCCGAGCGUUGGGCAAGAUGGCCACCACCAAAGUGCCCAUCUACCUGAAGCGAGGCAGCCGGCGGGGGAAAAGGGAGAAACUGCGAGACAUUCUCUCUUCCGAGAUGAUCAGCCCGCCCCUGGGAGAUUUCCGGCACACGAUCCACAUUGGGAGCCAGGGGGAGAAUGACAUGUUUGGAGACAUUUCUUUCCUUCAAGGGAAGUUCCAUCUCCUGCCCAGAUCGGAGAACGUGGAUCCCGACGGGAACAGACGCUUCGUGGUGCCUUUUGAGUUCUCACGGCCUUCGACGAUCUCGGGAUACGAGGCCCAGCCGUUGGACAUCCCAUCGCCGCUGCUCAAGAACGCCAUUUCUUUACCGAUCAUCGGCGGCCUGCAGGCUCUGACGCUACCUUCCACCCAAGCCCCUCCGAAGCCGCCCCGUCUUCACCUGGAUGACAGAGACCACGCCGCCCCGCAGACAGAGGUCCACGCCCAACCUCUGGCCAACAACGGUUGGACUUCAGAGGGCUCCAACCUCCAACCCCCAGCCCCUCUGAACGGCUUUGCUGAGGGGGAAAACCCGGAGGAGCCUUUCUUAUCCCACGCCGGAUCCCUGCUCUCUCUUCACGUAGACCUGGGCCCCUCCAUUUUGGAUGACGUUCUAGGGGUCAUGGAGAAGCACCAGAUGGAGAACGUGGACUUGCGAGAGUCUGGCAGGCAGGAGAUUCUCACAUGAUGCGGGUCCGUCUGCUGGAAGGACUCCUAAAAUCGGGCGCUUUGUGGAAGAGGGGGUGUGUUAUUGUUGACUGGGCUCUGUGACGUGGACGUUUGGGAUGUGGGUGUGUUUGUGGAAAGGGGUACAACUUAUGAAAGGUACAACUGCCUUCCGACUUCCGGCCUUUUAAUUGACAGCUUCUCUUUCUUUCGUGCAUCGUGUAGCAGCAAAAUCAGUCUUUGCAACAGCCUUUUCCUAACCCGCUGCCCUUCUCUCGUUCUCCUCCAGCCCAGCUGCUGGCCUGCUGUAGGAGGAGCAUGGGAGGUGUAGUCUGACCCAGAAGGCGCCAGGCCUGCAAAAGUUAUCCUACACACAUCACUGCCACGCUGCCAAAACCUGUAUCGAAACGGCAUAAUAAAUUCCUCGUGGUCGACUACUUAUCCUUCACUAAAAGAAGGAAGAUGACCGGGAAGACAAAAUUGUAGCCGCCAAGAGUUGGGUUGAUUGUAUGUUCUUUUGUGUAGGAGGGGUGGGAAUUAAGUUACGUUGGCCUGGUUGCCCAGGGCUGUUAGCCCGGUUUGGAAAGAGCGUGGCUCUCUCCGUGUUGCAAUAUAAACAAAAGUCAGAACUGG
Molecule: messenger RNA, 1407 nt
Organism: Python bivittatus (Burmese python)
Lineage: Eukaryota; Metazoa; Chordata; Lepidosauria; Squamata; Pythonidae
Source: RefSeq, a predicted model, not a curated record